AUGGCGAACCUGGUCUUAUCAGAAUGUGGAAUAAGACCACUCCCCAGAAUCUACACCACACCCAGAUCCACUUCCCUCUCUUACAACAAACCCACCUACUUCAAAUUCCGACAAUCCCCUUCUUCCAAAACAUCUUCUUCUCUCAAGUUUGGUCUGAAUUCUCGAAACUGGGCGUUGAAUGUGACCACACCUUUAACAACAGUUGACUCCUCCUCUCUUCCAAUAGAGGAGGAAGAGCCCCAAACGCAGAGAUUCGACCCAGGCGCGCCUCCUCCGUUUAACUUAGCUGACAUCAGAGCAGCUAUACCUAAGCAUUGUUGGGUUAAGAAUCCAUGGAAGUCUAUGAGUUAUGUUGUGAGAGAUGUUGCGAUUGUAUUUGCGUUGGCUGCUGGAGCUGCUUACCUUAACAAUUGGAUUGUUUGGCCUCUCUAUUGGUUUGCUCAAGGAACCAUGUUCUGGGCUCUCUUUGUUCUUGGCCAUGACUGUGGACAUGGUAGCUUCUCAAAUGAUCCGCGGUUGAACAGUGUAGUGGGACACCUUCUUCAUUCCUCAAUUCUGGUUCCUUACCAUGGCUGGAGAAUUAGCCACAGAACUCACCACCAGAACCAUGGUCAUGUUGAGAACGAUGAAUCUUGGCAUCCUAUGUCUGAGAAAAUCUACAAGAGUUUGGACAAACCGACCAAAUUCUUUAGAUUUACACUACCUCUCGUGAUGCUCGCUUACCCUUUCUACUUGUGGGCUCGAAGUCCAGGGAAGAAGGGUUCUCAUUACCAUCCAGACAGCGACUUGUUCCUCCCUAAAGAGAGAAAUGAUGUUCUUACUUCCACUGCUUGUUGGACUGCAAUGGCUGCUCUGCUUGUCUGUCUCAACUUUGUGAUGGGUCCAAUGCAAAUGCUCAAACUUUAUGUAGUUCCGUACUGGAUAAAUGUAAUGUGGUUGGACUUUGUGACUUACCUGCAUCACCAUGGUCAUGAAGAUAAGCUCCCUUGGUACCGUGGGAAGGAAUGGAGUUACUUGAGAGGAGGACUUACAACAUUGGACCGUGACUACGGAGUUAUCAACAACAUUCAUCACGACAUUGGAACUCAUGUGAUACAUCAUCUUUUCCCUCAGAUCCCACAUUAUCAUCUAGUAGAAGCAACAGAAGCAGCUAAACCAGUAUUAGGGAAGUAUUACAGGGAGCCUGAUAAGUCUGGACCUUUGCCAUUACAUUUAUUGGGAAUCUUAGCUAAAAGCAUUAAAGAAGAUCAUUUUGUGAGCGAUGAAGGAGAUGUUGUAUACUAUGAAGCAGAUCCUAAUCUCUAUGGAGAGGUCAAGGUAACAGCAAAUUGA
This is a messenger RNA of Eruca vesicaria subsp. sativa (arugula), 1332 nucleotides long. The record is from the annotation of a GenBank genome assembly. Lineage: Eukaryota; Viridiplantae; Streptophyta; Magnoliopsida; Brassicales; Brassicaceae.